This is a messenger RNA of Megalops cyprinoides (Indo-Pacific tarpon), 1317 nucleotides long. RefSeq lists its product as uncharacterized. The coding region runs from base 1 to 1317 and encodes 438 amino acids. The transcript has 11 exons. Gene Ontology annotation, molecular function: transmembrane signaling receptor activity. The record is from RefSeq and is a predicted model, not a curated record. Lineage: Eukaryota; Metazoa; Chordata; Actinopteri; Elopiformes; Megalopidae. Gene Ontology annotation, biological process: cell surface receptor signaling pathway.
AUGGUACAGAGAUGGAAAGGAGCUUCCUAUAAAAUUCCAAAGCCUGUUAUUACUCAGGAGUCCCCCAGUGGAGAGAUCUACACAGGAGAGAGAGUCACCCUGAGCUCUCGUCCUCAGGCUGUGCUGAUCCUGGAGACUGGAUGGACAGAGAUCUUCACUACAGACAGUCUGAUACUGAGGUGUGAGAUUCAGGGGAUCUCUGCUGAGUGGAACUACACAUGGUACAGAGACGGAGAGCAGAUUCCACUGGAUCACACUGGAGACAUAUACACAGUGAGAUCUGGGAAUGGAUCCUAUCAGAGUGAAUAUAAGUGCAGAGGGAAUAGGAAAAAGAGACCCUUAUUCUCCAACAUCAGUGAAGGUUUGACACCAAACACUAUCAGGUUUUACUAUAUUCUGGGGCUUUCUGGUGCUCUUGUCAUGCUCAUAACCAUAGUGGUUCUGGAAGUCAUUUGUGUUAAAAAAUGCAGGAAAUCAGGUCAAACGAAGAAACAGCUCAACAAAGACAAAUUUUACUCCAAGGUGAAUCCAGAAUAUGUAAGUUCAGAUCACACAUUACUAUCUGAGGCCCUAUACGAGGAAAUAGAAGAUGCCACAGAAAAACAAGGUUCUCAAGCACAGGCUUCCGUUUACUCUGUCGUUCAGUUAGAAAACUUAGACAAAGAGUCAGACAGUGGGGAAUACAUCUGUUGGGGUGAAAGGGGUCAGAACCCUACAAGCCAGUCUUUCUCUGGAUCACUUAGGAUCAACAUAUCUGGGAAAAGGCCAAAGCCUAUCAUUAUCCAGGAGUCCCCAAGUGGAGAGAUCUACACAGGAGAGAGAGUCACCCUGAGCUGUGAGUUUGGGGGAGAUCCUGCUGGCUGGGAGUAUCUCUGGUACAAAGACACACAGGGAGCAGCCCAGUUGAUCCUGCAGUCUGGAUGGAGUGAGGUCUUCCCCACUGAAAGAGUGACUCUGAGGUGUGAGAUUGAGGGCAGCUCUACUGAGUGGAUGUAUAAAUGGUACAGAAAUGGAAAGGAGCUUCCUGUAGACAAGGAGGCCCCCAUUGGAGAGAUCUACACAGGAGAGGGAGUCACCCUGAGCUGUGGGUUUGGGGGAGAUCCUGUUGGCUGGGAGUAUCUCUGGUACAAAGACACACAGGGAGCAGCACUGCCCAACACUGACAGCAGCAGGACUGAUGGGUCCAGUUACACCAUCAGCUCUGCUGCUCUGUCCCACAGUGGAGAGUACUGGUGUCGAGCUGGAAGAGGGAGAGAAGUGUUUCAGUCUCAGGACAGUGACUCUCUGAUGUUAAACAUAUCUAGUAAGGCUGACUAG